Oryzias melastigma (Indian medaka) is the source of this 4910-nucleotide messenger RNA. RefSeq names its product desmoglein-2. Lineage: Eukaryota; Metazoa; Chordata; Actinopteri; Beloniformes; Adrianichthyidae. The record is from RefSeq and is a predicted model, not a curated record. Bases 408 to 3974 code for a protein of 1188 amino acids. The transcript has 15 exons. Gene Ontology annotation, biological process: homophilic cell-cell adhesion. Gene Ontology annotation, cellular component: desmosome; plasma membrane. Gene Ontology annotation, molecular function: calcium ion binding.
AACUGUGCUUUGGUUAGCCCCUCCCACACCCUGAGGGCUGGUGGUUUUUCCAGACAAUCUGAUGAAAACUGAAAUCUUUGUGGGAUGAUGAUCCUGGCCUCUGAGAGGUUUGUGAAGGUCACACCCGGGGUCAAGCUCAGGCUCUUUUCAAACUCUCCAUGUGUGGAUGGAGCGACUUCUCCAUGCGUCUUUGUGUGGAGCUGCAAGGUUGCCAGGAAAACAAAUUAAAGAGGCGGGAUUAUUUUUGUCUUCACAUUUCCCAGUGUGGGGUAGGGGGAGCAGCCUCAGUUGUGACGUCAUGGAAAGGUAACAUGGUAUAUAAGAGGGGACCGGAAGUACCGGGCUCAAAGGUGUGUCUCAGGUGUGGGAUUCUACAGCUGCGGAUCCUGUGGCGUCUUUAGUCAGACAUGGUUCGGGUUUUCCAGUCCGCGCUCGUGGUUCUGGUUUUGGUACAAGUUGUGAUUGUGGUCAGACAAACUUCUGGGAAGAAUCUGGUGAGAAAAAAAAGAGAAUGGACUCUUCCUCGAAAACCCUUAAAGGAAAAUAAAGACUACACUAGAGAAUUAUCCAUCGCCAAGAUUUGCUUCGAUUUCCAACAGGACCAAAAGGUUGAGUAUUACUUGGAGGGUCAUGGUGCAAGCCAGAAACCCUUCAACGUGUUUGUGGUCAACCACGAGACUGGAGUUGUCCGUGUGACCAAAAUCCUUGACAGGGAGGAAGUAGACACAUAUGUUAUUAAAGUUAUCGCCAAAUAUGCUAACGGUUUAGAUGCUGCAAGACCGGUUGAACUAAGAAUCAAAGUUGAGGAUGAAAAUGACAACGACCCGGUCUUUCCAGAAACACUAUCUGUGAGCGUGUAUGAGCUCAGACCUAGAGGAACAUUUGUUGUGCAAGUGAACGCAACCGAUGCAGAUGAACCAGGCAACAAAAAUUCAGAACUUGCCUACAGCUUAAUCAGUCAGAAUCCACCGCAUGACAUGUUCAGUAUUAACAAGAGCGGAAUGAUCAGUGUGAAGAAUCCUAACCUGGACAGAGAAAGAUGUGCACAAUACUCUCUGACGGUUCAAGCUAAAGACCUCUAUGGAGAAGAUGGAGGAAGGACAGCAACAGGCGUCAUCAUCAUCAAUGUCUUGGACGUGAACGACAACCUUCCAACUCUGGAGAAAUUGCAGUAUGACGGAAGCAUUGAAGAAAACACACAUAAUGUGGAGGUGAUGAGGCUAAAAUCAAAUGAUGAUGAUUUGGAGGGCACAGAUAACUGGGAGGCUGUGUAUGAAAUCGUGAAGGGCAACGAUGCCGGAUAUUUCAACAUAGUGACUGACCCGAAGACCAACGAAGGAAUCCUAAUGCUGGUCAAGCCGGUGGACUACGAAGAUGUGAAGGACCUCGACCUCGGGAUCAUAGUGAAGAACAAGGCUCCCCCUUUUGAUCCAUCUGCAGUCAUUAAUGGAGCAGAUGUAAAUAUUGGAGGUGGUGCCAUUGGAGCCAGCGGUGCCAGCGGUGCCAGUGGUGCCAGCGGUGCCAGUGGAGCCAGUGGUACCAAUGGUGCCAGUGGAGCCACCGGUUCCGGCGGAGCCACCGGUUCCGGCGGACCCACCGGUUCUGGAGGACCCACCGGUUCUGGCGGAGCCACCGGUGCCAGCGGAUCCUCCGGGGGUUCCACCGGUACCAGUGGAGGUUCGGGAUCAAUAAAAUAUACCAGUUAUCCCGUCAAAAUAAAUGUUAAAAACAAGCCGGAGGGACCAGGUUUUGAACCUCAAGUCAAGAACAUUCCAAUCUCAGAAGGAUUGGACCCAGCCAAUUUGAAAAAACCGAUCGCCACUUACACUGCAAUUGAUAAAGACACUGGGAAACCUGCCAAGAAUGUCAGGUAUUUGAAGGGUCCAGAUCCAGGCAACUGGCUAAGCAUCGACCCAGAAACAGCUGAGAUCACCCUGACCAAGAUACCUGACCGGGAAUCUCCAUACCUUAUUAAUGGGACUUACUUUGCCAAUGUACUAUGCAUUUCAGAGGACAUGCCUGAUAAAACAGCCACUGGUACCAUCGCCAUCAAGGUGGAGGAUACGAACGACAACUGCCCCACCCUGACCACCAACAGCAAGGUGAUCUGCCUCCCAGAGGACAGCUUCAUUGUCAACGGUGAAGAUAAAGACUCGUUCCCAAACGGGCCUCCUUUGCAUUUUGUGAUCGUCCCUGAAAAAACCCAGGGAGACUGGAAGGUAGAACAUCUCAAUGACUCUGCGGUCAUUGUGAGGGCUCAGAAGGAGCUUUGGCCCGAUUCAUACACGGUGGAGAUGGUUGUGUCAGACCAGCAGGGAUUAAGCUGUAAAGACCCACAGAAGAUGGAAAUUGUGGCAUGCACUUGCCAUGAUGGUGUGGUGUGUGGAGCACUUGGAGGCCAGGGUCAGUCAAGAAAAGAUAUAACGCUUGGACCUGCUGCAAUUGGACUCAUGCUGCUGGGAUUGCUGUUGUUACUGCUCAUUCCUCUGCUGCUGCUUUCCUGCAUGUGUGGCUCUGUUGGAAAUUUUCAAGACAUUUUUAGCAGUAUACCUUAUGGCACAGAAGAAAUGCUCAUCAAGUACCACACGGAGCAAAAUGGAGAGAACACGGAGAUUCCUCUUUUGAACACACCAGGAUAUCUGCUCGUUGACUCAGCAAAAGGUCACUUUGCAGCAGCACCUGCAGAGCUACAGCAGUCGUUUGUGGCCGGAAACGAACUUGGCACUCUGAGGGGCUACAGAGAGACAGGAACCAUGUUUAGCGAUGGACAGUGGCAGAUGAACCAGUGGGGCAGUGGCCUGUUAUCAGCGUCGGAGGUCCAAGAGUUUGGACAAGGGGGAGAGGGAAACCUUGCACUGCCAGAUUCCUACCUCAGAGACUACUACGAUCAGAGGACGUCCAUAAACCGUUCCGAUGCAGUGAAGGACAGCCUGCUGGUCUUCAACAAUGAGGGGGAGGGUUCCCUUGCAGGCUCGUUGGGCAGCUGCAGCAUGCUGGAGCAGGAUGGAGACCUCCAGUUUUUGGACGAUCUUGAAAUAAAGUUCAAGACUCUAGCUGAGAUUUGUGGAGGCAAAACGGUGGUGUCUGAAACCAAAGCAGUGUCCAUUCCUCCACCCGUCGCCUCUGUAGCCAUGCCUAAGCUCUCUGAGUCAACCUUCGAGUCAAACAUGGUGACCACACAACGCGUGGCCCCUCCACCCAGUCUGCCACCGACCACCAUCAGAGAAGAACGAACCGUGGUCACCGACACAACCGACCAUUCCAAAGUGCUGAGGGAGGAUGCGGCUAUGCUAAGCGAGGGCAUGACCUCUAUGGCAACAGGGAUGGGGGGCCAGAGCCAAAUGCUGGUUUUGCAGCAGCAGCAGCAGCCGGUCUACUACACUGCCGCCCCCAUGCUGCAGCCUAUGCAGUACGUUGUCCAGCCGCAGUUUCAGAACGCCGUCAUCCUGACCGAAGCUCCAGCCGCCGGCCUCCAAGAUGUAGUUCUGCUUAACGGCUCUGACAUCGGAUCCAACCCAGGAAUGAUCAUUCAGGGUCAGACAAUGAUGCACAGCGGACACGCCCAGGGCACCGGCACCAUGCUGCUGGAGAACGGCAGCAACCUGCUGCACAUGGGAAAUCUGUCUGGCUCCCAGGCUAUGAUGGUAGUCGACGGGACAGUUGCAGGCUCUGCGACUGGAGUCCAAGGCACCCUCAUCCAGGGAGGAUCUCUGGGCUCGGCGACUGGAGUCCAAGGCACCCUCAUCCAGGGAGGAUCUCUGUCAUCAGGACAGCAUUCAGGAACCCAGAGAGUUGUGAGGGUGGAGGAAGCAACCAGCGGCAGGGGGAGGGCGGGGAAGAGUGGGCGUUCGAGUCUUCAAAGAAUCGUCAGCACUAAAGGCAGCACUCAGACCAGCACUUCCUCCACUUCACUCAGUACCCCCACCAACACCACUCAGAAAGUUCUGAUCCAAGAAACCAGACAAAUUCGCUGAGACACCCUGAAGGGGAGGACUGGGGUGAGAAGGACUGCUGCUGGUGAUGGGAAGCAUCCUUACUAAUCUCAGUUUUUGGAGAAUCAGGAACUCUUAUUACGAGGAGUGUACAGACAGAUAAAUGGAUCGUCCAGGUUAACUCAUCGGAGCCACACAGAGGUUCAAAGGUUAGGACUGUCGUCCCCAAGCAGAAAGUCUGGCUAGGUUUUUUUUGUAUGUAGUCUGUAUUUUCUCCAUUUUGUAGCAUACUAAAGUGUGUGAAAUGUGUUCUCCACAUGAGACCCAUCCACACAGGACCCAUUAACCCACCAAUCCUACCUCCUAAUGCUAGUUUGCUAAUUUGGUAUCAUUGGUGGAUUUGAAUCCACGAUCUUCCAAUCUAAGAGCAGACACUCUACCUCUAGCCCACUAACAGAAACCCCGGUUUCCUCCCACAAUUCAAAAAUACCCUUCGUUAUUAAGAUUGGGUGCUCCAAAUUGUCCCUUAGCGUUUGUGUGGCUCUGCGAUGGAGAGGUGAACUUCACCACUUCACCCUGAAGUAGCUGCAGCAGUCUCCAGCAUCCUUCAGGACUCUGCACUGGAUCAUUGGACAAAGCAGGAAAGGAAGAAGGAUGGUUUCCAUGUUUUAUACAGUUUUGUUUUUAAAAGAGUAAAAUUUGAAAAUGUUUCCACUCUUAGGGGCUGUAAUGUUUUAGAAAUGAUUGUGAUUUUCCUUUUGGAUCUGUAUCUUAUGGUUUUUAAGAAUGUUUACGCUGUCUCGUGUAGGGAGUGUGUCAUAUUUAACUUCAGGCUUUUGCUGGUGAGAAGAUCUCAGCUGGUUUUUCUGAUUCUUCCUGUUAGCAGGACAAGAUCUGCUGUCACACUACUUAACCUUUGGGGCUUUGAGAGAUAUUUUUGUACAUGAAUGAGAAAAAUAAAUGUUUAUUUUCCCUGGC